This is a messenger RNA of Meloidogyne enterolobii, 561 nucleotides long. NCBI's taxonomy places the organism in Eukaryota, Metazoa, Nematoda, Chromadorea, Rhabditida, Meloidogynidae. The record is from the annotation of a GenBank genome assembly.
AUGUAUUUAAUUUUUAUUUUUCUUCUUUAUUUUUAUAUUAAUUUUGUAAAUUCUGAUUUAUUUACCUCUUCUGUAGACCUUCAACAAUUAACUUAUGCAGAAAAGGAUAUUCCUAAAUUAAUUACUAAUUAUAUACAACUUGAAACUGAACGUUUAGAGCAUUUAAAAAGUAUCGCUGAAAAAUAUCAACAAAACAAUGAGGAAAUGCACACAAAUUUAUUAAGCGUCUCAAACCCAAUUAAUGCCUUCAGGUUGAUUAAAAAAUUAACUCAAACAUGGAAAGAUUUGCAAGCUGAAAUGCGUUCGGAUAUUGCUGGAAGUUAUUUACAAAAUAUUUCAAUUCAGAAAGGUUCUAGAUUUCCGACAGAUGAAGAUUUGAAUGGGGCAGCUGUUGGAUUGCUUCGAUUACAGGACACUUAUCGUCUUGAUACUGGCGAUUUGGCUAAUGGAGUGGUUAAAAAUGUUAAAAUUGGAAAUGGAAUGAAUGGUUGGGAAUUUAUUUUUGAAAUUUUUAAAAAUACUUUUAAUGGGUACUUUUUGGAUAUACCGCCCUCUCCAUAG